AUGUUCCGGUUUGUAUCACUUCCUGUCCUCCUGUGUGUGGUCACAGUGUCCCGCUCAGAAACGAAAACCUGUGAGGGUGCCGAGAAGACCUGCUCAGUGAUUGCCUGUGGCGUCCCCGUCACCAACGGCACCCCAGGCCGAGAUGGGCGAGACGGACCCAAGGGAGAAAAGGGAGAACCAGGGCAAGGGCUCAGAGGCUUACAGGGCCCUCCGGGGAAAAUGGGGCCUCCAGGAAAUAUAGGGACUCCUGGACUGCAAGGAGUAAAGGGCCAAAAAGGAGAUCGUGGAGACAGUUCAGUUGCUGAGACGAAGCUGGCUAGCUUAGAGAGGGAGAUAAGGAGCCUGAAGUCUGAACUGGACCACACCAAAAAACUGCAAGCCUUCUCCUUGGGCAAAAAAUCCGGAAAGAAGCUCUAUGUGACCAAUGGUGAAAAGAUGCCAUUUUCCAAAGUGAAGGCUCUAUGCGCUGAGCUCCGGGCCACCGUGGCCACGCCCAAGAAUGCGGAGGAGAACAAAGCCAUCCAGGACAUGUCCAAUGGAGAUGCCUUCCUGGGCAUCACAGAUGAAGUGACUGAAGGCCAGUUUGUGUAUGUGACAGGAGGGAGGCUGACCUACAGCAACUGGAAGAAGGAUGAGCCUAAUGACUUUGGCUCAGGGGAGGACUGUGUGCGCCUUCAGAAGGACGGGCUCUGGAAUGACAUGCCCUGCUCUUCCCCCUCCCUGGCCGUGUGUGAAUUCCCAGCCUGA
Messenger RNA from Molossus molossus (Pallas's mastiff bat), 747 nucleotides. Its product is annotated as mannose-binding protein A-like. Gene Ontology annotation, cellular component: multivesicular body; rough endoplasmic reticulum. The record is from RefSeq and is a predicted model, not a curated record. Bases 1 to 747 code for a protein of 248 amino acids. The transcript is spliced from 4 exons. Gene Ontology annotation, biological process: positive regulation of phagocytosis; surfactant homeostasis. NCBI's taxonomy places the organism in Eukaryota, Metazoa, Chordata, Mammalia, Chiroptera, Molossidae.